Scatophagus argus is the source of this 3093-nucleotide messenger RNA. RefSeq names its product G protein-coupled receptor 132b (gene gpr132b). The record is from RefSeq and is a predicted model, not a curated record. Gene Ontology annotation, biological process: G1/S transition of mitotic cell cycle; negative regulation of G2/M transition of mitotic cell cycle; G protein-coupled receptor signaling pathway. Gene Ontology annotation, molecular function: G protein-coupled receptor activity. The transcript is spliced from 2 exons. NCBI's taxonomy places the organism in Eukaryota, Metazoa, Chordata, Actinopteri, Scatophagidae. Gene Ontology annotation, cellular component: membrane. The coding region runs from base 404 to 1477 and encodes 357 amino acids.
AAAGCAAUUAAAAAAAGGAGCAGUGACUGCAGUAACGACAGUUCGCCACAAGAUGGCGAAUGUUUUCCUGUUUUUGAGUUAAAUCUUUUUUUUUAUUUGACGUCACUCAGCAGUUUUCUGUGACGUGUUUUCGGAUUCCGUUUGAUCGAUCGGGUCAUUGAUGAUCAGUUCUCUGCUUUCCUUCAUCAGUGUCGUUGUUUUUGUGUGUGAAUGAUUUUCGUGUUUCAUCAGAGGAGGAAACGGAUGAAUAAAUGAUGACUGCGGGAUGAAUUAGAGAUGAAGAGAUGAAGAGACGCUCCUCUAUGAGGUCCUCACGUCGUUCAGUCAGACCGCACGAGGACACGCGCGAGACGACAGACUGAUCUUGAACCUGAUUGGCUGUCGCUGUCUCCCUGCAGACAUCAUGCACGAGCCGCCGCUGACGAACUCUCUGACGAACAACGCGAGCUCCACCUCCUGCGAGCCUCCGUACGACGAAGGCCGCCUGCCGCUGGUGCUGCUGUACAGCGUGGUGCUGGCUGUCGGGCUGCCCGCCAACCUGCUGACCACCUACCUCACCUGGCUGCAGGUGCGCAGGAAGAACGUGCUGGGUGUUUACCUGUGGAGCCUGUCGCUAUGUGACCUCACCUACCUGGGCACUCUGCCGCUGUGGGCCUACUACGUCAGCAGAGGUCACUGGUGGCCGUGGAGCUCGGCCGCCUGCAAGCUGACGGGUUACAUCUUCUUCAACAACAUGUACAUCAGCAUCUUCCUGCUGUGCUGCAUCUCCUGCGACCGUUACGUCGCCGUCGUCUACAGCGUGGAGUCCCGCGGCCUCCGCCGACAGCGGGUUGCCUUCCUCGUCGCCGUCGCCAUUGUGCUUCUGGUGGCUGUUGGUCACGUGCCCGUCUUCACCAUGAGGGAGGGCGACGCCGCCGAGGGCGACCGUCGCUGCUUCGAGCCAAGUCAGACCAGCGUCACGGUGACGGGUUUCAACUACGCCCGCUUCGUGGUGGGCUUCCUGGUCCCGCUGCUGGUGCUGGUGGUGGCCAACCGCGGCAUCCUGGCCAACGUGCAGUCUAGCACAGGGCUGCGGCGGGAGCAGAAGGAGCGCGUCCGCUGGCUGGCCGUGGCGGUGGUGGUGUUGUUCCUGGUUUGCUUCGCUCCGUACCACAUCAUCCUGCUGGUCAGGGCCGUCAUCUUCCACUUCCCGCAGCUGGAGGACGGCACCUGUCUGUUCGAGAGGACCAUGUACACGCCGUACACCAUCUCACUCGGCCUGUCCACCGUCAACAGCGCCGUCAACCCCAUCCUCUACGUCCUGUCCAGUGACAACAUCCGCAAAGAGCUGAGCCGAGGAAUCGCGCAGUUCUGCAACCGUGCACACCUGAGACCGCGAUCCGACAGCAGCCAGAACAAGAUCCAGCCCACCAAGAACUCCUCAGAGCUGAACGCCGAGACAGAGAGACACCAGGAAGGAAGACCAGCAGAGACCUGACGGACUGGUCUCUGCUGGUCUCCUCUAACAGACUCAAAGUCUUCCUGGUGCUUACAGUGUGAACAGCAGUGGGUCUACAGGUGCACUUUGUCCUGUGGGUGGCGCCGUCAACCUCAUUGAAUCUGAGCUUUCGGAGAUCGGGAGCUUAACUGAUGAUCUGGACUGAAGCUGUCUGUGCUGGAGACGUGAACGUCUUCAGCCUCUCACGGACAAAACUAAUCAAUACAUUUUAUAAGUAAAGUUUCUACACAGAUUCAAAACGUGAAUGUGACUGUUCACUGAUUUUAUGAGACGUCAAAGUGCGGUGCAGCGCAGGUGUAGCAUAACAGAACUGUUUUCCACUGCAGUCACUUCCUGCCUGACCUGAUUUCUUUUGUGCUAAUAAGGUUUUCCAUUUUAUGCAGUCUGUGGUGCUGCUGAGCUGUUUCCUGUCACAUGAUCAGACUCGGCUGUGUGUUGCCAUGACAACAGAGCGACAUGAGAUAGAGUCAUCUGUCUGCCUGUCUGUCAGUAAUAAUAAACAAUUAAGCACCGACACCUGUGGUUGUCAUAGUAACAAUAGGUGUCACAACGAAAACACAUUUUUCAUUUGAAACUAGUUGAUUAAUCGAUUUGUUAACUAAGAAAAAAGUAACUUAAGAAAUGACUUUGCUGAUCAGCUGAUCGAAGUUGCUGUUCUGUCACAGUAAACUCGAGAGACCGAACGGGUUCAGUGCCGACACCCUCAUACGUUCUUAUGGUUCUGUCUUUUUAGUGCAGGACAGGUGAUUUCAGGUGUGACGAGUCACGUGACUGAGCAGUUUGUGUUGCUCACACACACACACACACACACACACACACGUUGGGUUCUCUGUAUUACAAUCUAAUUAAGGCGUUUGGACUCGACCUGCUCUAACCGGAACGUGUCAUGACAUAACUUUGGUUGUGAAUUGGCGCUACAUAAAUAAACUGAAACUGAAUUAGAUGCAGAAGCUCAGGGGCCUUUAAUCUUUGAUCUGAAUGUGUGGACUCAACAACAAGACGUCCACACUGAAGCUGGUGAAGUGUAGGAAGAUUUUUGUGCUCCAUCAUCUUUAAGGUCUUUAAGGUCUCCCUCUUAAGUCCAUCCAUAAACUGCAACUGGUCCAGAACCCCCUCCAUUAAUCACAUCCCGUCCUCCAGAAGCUCCACUCGCUCCUGGUCAAAUGCCAAACUGACUUCAAAACUGUGCUUCUCACCUUUAAGGCCAUCCAUAACCUGACUGAACACGUUAACUCACCUUCUUCUUCUUCUGCUUCCGUUUGCCUCACUGUUCCAUCCGCCCACCUGACCGCCGUGGGCUUCAGAGCCUCCAGCUGCUCUGCCUGAAACUGAUCACACGUCUUGAAACUCAUGUCUAUAAACUGAUGGCAGAUCUGUUAACUUCCCAGCUGCUUCAGUUUCUCCAGUUUUAAAGAUUUUCUACAUUAAAAUUGUUUUAACGUUGUAUAGUGUUGUUUCUGUGCUCUGAUUUUCUGUCCUGUAAGAUCACCUUUAAUUUUUUGAAAGACGUCUACAAAUGAAAUGAAUUAUUUUAAGUAUUGUUAAAUGUAAAAUAUGUUCCACCAGCUGAUGUUAUUAAACUGGACUCAUCGUUC